Molecule: messenger RNA, 1456 nt
Organism: Astyanax mexicanus (Mexican tetra)
Lineage: Eukaryota; Metazoa; Chordata; Actinopteri; Characiformes; Acestrorhamphidae
Exons: 2
Coding region: 11-952 (313 amino acids)
Biological process (GO): DNA integration
Molecular function (GO): nucleic acid binding
Source: RefSeq, a predicted model, not a curated record
CAUCCCUAGGAUGGCCGAUCUUCCACCCUCCAGCCUGCGUCUCAAUCAGCCUGUUUUCUGGUCCACAGGAGUGGACUGCUUUGGGCCAUAUAUCAUUAAGAUCGGACGGCGCACCGAGAAACGAUGGGGAAUAGUGUUUAAGUGUCUGACAACCCAUGCUGUGCACCUUGAUCUUCUCACUAGCAUGGAUACAGACGCUUUCCUGAUGGCGCUCCGACGUUUCAUUGCACGUCGAGGUAAGCCCCAUGAGCUGCUUGCUGAUCAGGGCACAAAUUUCAAAGGUGGCAGCUCAGAACUUCAAGAGGCAUUCAAAGCACUCACGCCAGAGUUACAGGCACAGCUGGCGAGUCAGCAAAUUGAUUUUAAAUUUAACCCCCCUCAUGCUCCACACUUUGGCGGAUCCUGGGAGCGGGAGAUCCGAUCUAUCAAAUCUGCCCUUCACACUACUCUUGGAGCGCAGAGUGUAUCAGAAGAUGUCCUGAUGACAGUGUUAGUUGAAGUUGAGGGGAUCAUCAACUCCAAACCACUGGGUUACACGUCGUCAGACAUCGCAGACCCAGACCCCAUCACACCCAAUAUGUUGCUGAUGGGGCGGCGAGAUCCAUCUCUGCCCCAGGUCAUCUACGCAGAGACAGAAAUCCUCAGUCGGCGCAGAUGGAGACAAUGCCAGGCACUAAUUGACCAGUUUUGGACCAAGUACAUCAAAAGUUACUUACCAUCACUCCAAAUACGCUCCAAAUGGCAUCAGGAGAAGGACAACCUCACCAUUGGUACCGUUGUGAUGAUUGUUGACCAACAGCUCCCUCGAGCCAUGUGGCCAGUAGGUCUCGUCACAGCAGUUGUCCCCGGGGCUGAUGGCAGGAUACGGACAGUUAAAGUCCAAGUCAAGGACCGGAUAUACACACGUCCUGUUGCCCGGCUCAUCAAACUGCCAUGCCUCCCUGACAGCUAAUAUGUGAUAUCUAGGACAACAACUUUGCUCCACAAAGUUGGGGGCGGCUGUUCAAAAUGGUGCAUUCCACCUGACCAUGCCCUCCCUGCGUGGGCCUCCUCAUGCACCCAGUAAGACUGACCAAUCAGGUGCUCCCAGAUGCACAUGAACAGCAGCAGAACACACUGUUUCUAGUCUCCCCUCAGACAGUUUCAAGGCACCCCAAAUCAGAAGGAACACUUUCCACCAAUCAGACGCCUUAAUUACCUGUCACUCACGAAUUCUUUCUGAGCCAGACCCGCCCCUACAUCAGUGUCGGAGCGUAUGCAGAGGACAACGGAGAUCCGCUGGACUAGAGAAUAAACACUUAUUUCUCUUCAUUACCGUGCGUCCAUUCGAGUAAACCACGGCUAAUUGCACAGCUAAUUUCACGGCUAAUCUCAAGGCUACGCUCAUAGCUAAAAUCACGGUUGGACGUGUGGCAUGUGUGUGUGUGCGUUUCAAUAAACCUUUAUUUGGAAUUGA